AUUUACAUAUUCUUUCUUACUAUUUUAAUGCAUAUAUAAUACGCAAAAUUUACGCCAUAAAUGGUCAAAUUAAAAAAUAAAAUAGCGAAAGUUAUCAGUAAAUCAGAAAUUUAAGGUUAUCAAUAAUACCGGUAUUUGUUUCAGUUACUUUAGAUUAAAUCAGGUUGGGUUGUAUUAGAUUAGGUUAGGAUGUUACUUUACAAUCAUUUGAAACAGGUACUUGAUAUUUCGCAAAUGUGUUUGUGAGUUUAUAUAAAAAAUGAAUUGUGAUGUGGUAAAAAGAGGAACAGCAAUCUAUACUAAGAAACCAUUUGUCUUUACUCUUAAUGAAAAACAUAGAACUACUCGAUGUGACAAUUGUUUGAAAAGUGGGAAACUGUUAAAGUGUUCUAGUUGUCAGUAUGUAUAUUAUUGCGACCGUAGUUGUCAGAAGGAAUCAUGGCCAAUACACAAGGUAGAAUGUCCACGUUUAAAGAAAGUGGUGGCACAAUGGAAAAUUAUGCCGGAUGCAGCACGGCUCAUGGCACGUAUAAUUCUCAAACUCAAGCAGGGUGGAGCUAAUGAAGUAGACUAUUAUACAGAAACUAAUUUUAGAAAAUUUAAAGAUUUAAUGUCUCAUUAUUCGGAUAUAAAGAAAGACACAAAGCGACUGGAACAUUUUACUACAUUGUGUGCAGUAUUAUAUGAGUUUCUUGGCGAGACUCUAAUACCCAAUGUUGCAGAAUUGAUGGGUAUUUACGGCAGAAUAUGUACUAACUGCUUUAAUAUAUUAGAUAUUAAUAUGAACACCAUCGCAGCUGGCAUUUAUUUGGGACCAUCUGUGAUGGAUCACAGUUGCAAACCUAAUUCAGUUGCUGUUUUUGAGGGAACUACUAUUGUUAUUAGAACAUUGGUAGAUCUUCCCUGUUUAGAUUGGUCACAAAUAAGAAUAUCGUAUGUUGACUUGCUUAAUUCUAACAAAGAUAGACGCGAGGAAUUGCACAGUUCAUACUAUUUCUUGUGCGAUUGUGAAAAAUGUAAACAACCCGAUCCUAUGGCCGAGGCAACUGCAUGUCCAAAUUCAUUGUGUGACUCUCCAUGUUUGAUUGAUGCUGAGGAAUGUGAAAAAUGUGGCACAAAACUGUCUAAGGAGUUUAAAGAAAAAUUUCGGGAAGUAACCGAUUUUACUGCUCACAAUUUAGAGAAAAUGAAGACUAUGGCUUAUCUUGAUAUCAGCAAGAUGUGUCUGGAGAAGCAAAAGAAUAUAUUGCACAGGUUCAAUGUACAACAUGUUCGUACUUUGGAAGCAGCUCACAUCGCUGCUAUGAACUUAGAAUGUUGGGAAGAUGCGGAGUUUUAUGGCAAAGAAUUGAUGCCAGGAUAUUUAUUGUAUUACGGAGAGAUACAUCCUUUAACAGGAUUACUGUAUCUCACAAUAGGAAAGAUACAAUUGCAUCUAAGAAAAUCAGAGGAAGCGUUUAAAGCGUUAAUAAACGCAAAUUCGGUGUUAAUGAUUACACAUGGUGAGAUGCACUCUUUAGUGAAAGAGGAAUUGAGACCUUUGCUCUACCAAGCAACUACAGAGCAGUUAUCGAAUAUUCACAACGGCAUGUAACAAUUUUAGAUUUAUAAUUUUCAAUAAUUUGUAAUUUUAGUAAUAAAUUAUUUUUAAAAUAU
Linepithema humile (Argentine ant) is the source of this 1656-nucleotide messenger RNA. The record is from RefSeq and is a predicted model, not a curated record. NCBI's taxonomy places the organism in Eukaryota, Metazoa, Arthropoda, Insecta, Hymenoptera, Formicidae.